AUGAGCCAGCUGGAAGACUUUCCACGAGCCUCAUGUGAUAUCGUACAUCGGAAAUUCGUGCCCCAGGACCAGACCAUCAAUAGAGAGUUCUACCUCGACGUUUUGAAGCGUUUGAGGGAGGGAAUUAGGCGAAUGCUACUGGAUCUGUGGAGAGCGAAGAAUUGCAUUAUUCACGACGUCAGUGCACUCUGUCACCAAGCUCUUCUCACUCGGGAGUUUCUCGCUAUAAGCAACAUAGCAUCCUUUCAGCACCUCCCCUAUUCGUCAGAUUUAGCAAUUGCGAGCUUCCAUAUCUUCCCCAUGAUAAAAAAGCAACACCAUUGUCAAGAGCCACAGAGAAUCGGUGACUCGACGCGCUUACGGAAAACAAAUUUCCAGGCCGGAUUGCAAAAGUGGCAGGAAAGCUGUCAUCAGUUUAUUGCUGCAUAA
This is a messenger RNA of Octopus sinensis (East Asian common octopus), 429 nucleotides long. RefSeq lists its product as uncharacterized. The record is from RefSeq and is a predicted model, not a curated record. NCBI's taxonomy places the organism in Eukaryota, Metazoa, Mollusca, Cephalopoda, Octopoda, Octopodidae. The transcript has a single exon. Gene Ontology annotation, molecular function: nucleic acid binding. The coding region runs from base 1 to 429 and encodes 142 amino acids.